Molecule: messenger RNA, 3113 nt
Organism: Brienomyrus brachyistius
Lineage: Eukaryota; Metazoa; Chordata; Actinopteri; Osteoglossiformes; Mormyridae
Gene: tars3
Product: threonyl-tRNA synthetase 3
Exons: 19
Coding region: 40-2463 (807 amino acids)
Biological process (GO): threonyl-tRNA aminoacylation
Cellular component (GO): cytoplasm
Molecular function (GO): threonine-tRNA ligase activity; ATP binding
Source: RefSeq, a predicted model, not a curated record
CGGAGUCCCGGCGCCGUCAUUCAGUGCGUUUAUUUAAAGAUGGCGGACCGCAUGGCGGCGCGCCUGCAAGCUCAGGAGGAACAGAUACAACAGCUGAGCUUGGAGGUGAAGCGUUUGCUGGAAGGGCUAUGCGGUGAACAUAAUGCCGCGCACAACUUCGCCCGGUCCCCGGAGCUGGAAAGCCUGAGGGCCGAGAAUGAAAAGCUCAAAUAUCGCAUCGUACAUCUGCGACGGGGGAUUCAGGCGGAGCUGGAAAUGGGGGCGCAAGGCCAGGAGCACGCCGCAAAAUGUCAGGGCAAGCAGGCGGAGAAGAAGGGCGAAAAGACCCAGGUGCAGGCUGCGCCUUUAAGAGAAAAGGAUGAGAAGCAAAAGCCGGAAAAGACUGAAAAAACCAAUGGGUUCGACAAGAUACCUCCUCAGAGGAAAGAGUCACGCCCCUGGCCGGCCUAUGUCGCUGACCGCCUUCAACUGUAUGACAAACUGAAGAUGGAGAGCGAUGCUCUGUUGGCCAAGCGGAAAGCGGAGAGCCAGCCCAUCACUGUGCAGCUGCCCGAUGGCAAGACUAUGGAGGCCCAGUCUUGGGUGACCAGCCCCUACCAGCUGGCCUGCAAAAUCAGUCAGGGGCUCGCCGACAGCGCUGUCAUCGCACGGGUGGAUGGUGAACUGUGGGACCUGGACAGGCCACUGGAGAAGGACUGUGCCUUGGAGCUGCUCCGCUUCGAUGAAGAAGAUGCCCGGGCCGUAUACUGGCACUCCAGCGCCCAUGUCCUGGGAGAGGCCAUGGAGCAAUUCUACGGCGGCUGCCUGUGCUAUGGCCCGCCCAUCGAAAACGGCUUCUACUACGACAUGUUUCUGGACGGACAGCGGGGGGUCUCCAGCACCGAGUUCGGCGCCCUGGAGGGAAUCUGCCGGACGGUGAUGAAGGAGAAGCAGCCCUUUGAGAGGCUGGAGAUCAGCAAGGAGACCCUGCUGCAGAUGUUCAAGUAUAACAAAUUCAAGUGCCGCAUUUUAAACGAGAAGGUCACCACCCCCACCACUACAGUGUACAGAUGCGGGCCCCUUAUCGACCUGUGUAGAGGGCCACAUGUCCGACACACUGGAAAGAUCAAAGCCAUGAAGAUCUACAAGAAUUCCUCGACGUACUGGGAAGGUCGCUCGGACAUGGAGACGCUGCAACGCAUCUAUGGCAUUUCCUUUCCUGACACCAAGAUGCUGAAGGAGUGGGAACGUUUUCAGGAGGAAGCCCGGAAACGGGAUCACCGCAAAAUCGGAAAGGAACAAGAGCUGUUCUUCUUCCAUGAACUGAGCCCUGGGAGCUGCUUCUUCCUUCCCCGGGGGGCCUACCUGUACAACGCCCUCAUGGAAUUCAUCAAGGAAGAAUACUGGAAGAGGGGUUUCGAGGAGGUGGCCAGCCCCAACGUCUACAACAGCAAGCUGUGGGAGACCUCUGGCCACUGGCAACACUACAGUGACAACAUGUUCUCCUUCCCUGUGGAGCAGGACAUUUUUGCCCUCAAGCCCAUGAACUGCCCCGGACAUUGCCUUAUGUUCAGCCACCGGCCGCGGUCAUGGCGGGAGCUACCACUGAGGCUGGCCGACUUCGGCGUGCUGCACCGCAACGAGCUGUCGGGGACGCUGACGGGCCUGACCAGGGUACGCCGAUUCCAGCAGGACGAUGCCCACAUCUUCUGUGCCAUGGAGCAGAUCGAGAUGGAGAUGAAGGGAUGCCUGGACUUCCUGCGCAGUGUGUAUGAUGUCUUCGGAUUCUCCUUCCAGUUGCUCCUCUCCACGCGUCCAGAGAAGUUCCUGGGUGACAUUGCUAUCUGGGACCAGGCCGAGAAGCAACUAGAGAACAGCCUGAAUGAAUUUGGGGAGCCAUGGAAAUUGAAUCCUGGAGAUGGAGCUUUCUAUGGUCCCAAGAUUGACAUUAAGAUCAUGGAUGCCAUUGGACGAUACCAUCAGUGUGCCACCAUCCAGUUGGAUUUUCAGUUGCCAAUACGCUUUGACCUCAGCUUUGUUGGGAAAGAUGGGGAUGACAAGGCACGGCCAGUCAUCAUCCAUCGUGCCAUCCUGGGCUCAGUGGAGAGGAUGAUAGCGAUCCUCACUGAGAACUAUGCCGGGAAAUGGCCUCUCUGGCUGUCUCCACGUCAGGUCAUGCUGGUACCAGUCAACCCCUCCUUUGAGGAAUACGCCAAAACGGUGUGUGAGCAGUUUGUGGAGGCCAGCUUUAUGGCAGACGCGGACCUUGAUUCCAGCUGCCUUCUCAACAGGAAAGUCCGCAACGCCCAGCUGGCCCAGUACAACUUCAUUCUGGUGGUGGGGGAAAAGGAGAAGAUGACGAACAGCGUGAAUGUGCGGACGAGGGACAACAAGGUCCACGGCGAGAUGCCUGUGGUGGAGGUCAUAGCCAGAUUGAGCCUCUUGAAGCAGUCGCGCUGUAGAUGUGCAGAGGAGGAGUUCUGAGGAAGGGGGCAAGGAGUUAAUCCCCGAUCUACCUGCCACCGCAGGGUUCCCUGAGACUGGGGCUGAAAAGCUGGAGAUCUGAGGGACUUCACGAUGUUCUGGUUGGAAGAAAAGCAGAGUAAUAGAAGCAGGAAGUGCAGAUUUAUCAGAACCAAGAUAUAAUGGCUCAAGAUGGCAAGGAGAGGAACGUAAUUUUGACACACGAUGUCAUCAGUGUUACUGCUGUUACUCAACAAUCUGAGGUGACAAGUUGUUACAGUUUUGAGUAACUGAAUGCUGUCAUCCCAGGUGUUGAAGCAGCCCGCCAACAUCACUACACUGUUGUUUAUUCAUGACUAAAUUCCAUGAAUGGAAGGCACAAGGCACGUUUUUGGAAAAGUUUGGUGAAAAAUGAAAGUGCAGAAAUAAAGGGUUCAGAUAGGUCAGUAUUUUGUGCUGUAAUAUUUGUCCAAAUGCUAAUCAAAAGGGAAUAUAAGAUGUUAUGUCAGAUUUUGGCAGAAUACCAGUGUUGCGUAUAGAUCCAGCAGACUUCCUGUGUCACUUUACUGUCUGCCUUUUGUUGGUGACGCUAUAAUGAGAGGGGGGACAAAGUGAAACCCGGUAUCUCCCCGGCACUCUGGGAAUAAGGGAAUAAACUCCUUCAGUGCAAA